AACCAACCCAGCUAGCCCAACCAGUCCAACCACCAUGCACAUCCCAUGGACCUCACUGCUCACCGCAGCAACGCUGCUCACGCCCAGCGUGCAGGGCACCCGCAUCAGCCCUAGCCCCAGCCCCAGACCCAAGAACACCACGCAAUACAGCAUCCAAGAGCUGUGGACCCUGGAAAAGACCUUCUGGGAUAACUUCCUCUACCCGGCCAACCUGGUGCAGACCAAGGCCAUCAACUCGACCCUCUUCGCACCUGACAUCCAAGGCCGCGUCGACAUAACCCGGGUCUUCAACGGCUCCACGCUCAACACCGAAUACCUCUUCGGUCUUUUCAGCGACCCGACGCACCUAAGCCUCGUCGGCGUCCCCAUCUCCUACAGCAUCACGCAAUUCACCGCCGCCCCGAACACGAACCUCGCCUCCGCGACAACAGUCGUAACCUUCAACGCGACCUCCUUCAACAACCUCCUACUGCCAGUAACCAUCGACACGUGGAUCAUGUGGAACUCCGCGGGCCAGAUCGAGCAGUACGACGCCACAUUCCGGUGGUUCGGGUUUUUGGUCGACACGCUGGUCGGCGCGUUGGCGCAGCAGAUCAACGGCACCGCGACGGAAGCCACCGCGUACCUGACGCAGCUGCUGGCGAACCAGAUCUGCGAGACGCAUGACGCGUACUGCACGGGGGAGAAUCAGCAGUACGCCGAUACGGACGCGUGCUACGCGUUCCUCACGCAGAGUAUCCCGCUCGGCAAAGACUACGAGUUGGGACGGAAUACCCUGCUGUGUCGCGAGGUGCACGAGCACAUGGUGCAGUACGAUCCGGCCGUGCACUGUCCGCACAUCGGGCCGACGGGCGGCGCGUACUGCGUCAAUGAUCAGACGUACAGCCAGAAGGUCCUCCAGAAAUAUUUCCGGAAGUCGUGGUUGAUCCCCGAGGUGGGCGGGGAGGGGCAGGAUGUUUGGUUGUAAAUAUUCACACCUAUCUUUAAUUCAGGAGGGGACCGGGGAUAACUUCAAAUAAUUCACACUGGGUGAUAAGAAC
This is a messenger RNA of Aspergillus uvarum CBS 121591, 1040 nucleotides long. RefSeq lists its product as uncharacterized. The record is from RefSeq and is a predicted model, not a curated record. Bases 35 to 967 code for a protein of 310 amino acids. Lineage: Eukaryota; Fungi; Ascomycota; Eurotiomycetes; Eurotiales; Aspergillaceae. The transcript is spliced from 2 exons.